GAUAAAAUGCUCCAGGGCUCCGCUUGCUGCCGAGGAUCCCUCCCCGCCCUGCCCCUGCCGUGAUCCCGACCCCCGCCGCAGCCCAGCCAGGACCCCCGACCCCGCCGGGCUCCGAUGGAAGAGGCGCCGGGCCGGAGCAGCCCCCCCGGGACGGAGGGCGCCCCAUGAGCCCCCCCAGAUGAGCCACGCAGCCAAGGGGGAGCCCCCUGGGGCCGGCAUGGCGCAGGAGGGGCCGCCCGCCUUCUACCCCAGCCAGGAGCUCGACCUGUCCACCAAGGUGUACAAGAGGGAGUCAGGGAGCCCCUUCUCGGUGCUGGUGGACAGCAAAGUGAGCAAGGGCCACCUCCACGAGAGGGAGGAGCAGCCGUUUUUCAGGGAGAGCAGAGCGGUAGGAGAGGUCCGGGCUGUGAAAGAAGACAGGGAAAACUCUGACGACUCUGAGGAGGAGGAAGAGGAGGAAGAUGAAGUGACUUACAAAAGGGAGCAGAUUAUAGUGGAGGUAAACCUUAACAACCAAACCUUAAAUGUGUCCAAAGGGGAGAAGGGUGUCCCCUCCCAGUCCAAAGAGACUGCUGUCCUUAAGAGCAGCAGUGAGGAAGAGGAGGGUGACAGUGGGGAAGAGGCCACGGAAGACAGUAAUGAUUAUGAGGAGAAUGAGAGGCAGAAGAAAAAGGAGAAAAGAGUGGAGAAGGUUAGUGUUGGCCAGAGGAGAAGCAGGAGAGCCGCCUCUGCCGCGGCCGCCGCCGCCUCCCCGGCGCCCCGAGCGACGCGGGGGCGCAGGAAGAGCGCGGAGCCCCCCAAGCGUAAGAAGAAAGCUGCAAAGGAGCCCAAGGCACCUGUGCAGAAAUCAAAGUGUGAAGAGAAGGAGACUCUGACCUGUGAGAAGUGCCCCAGGGUGUUUAACACACGCUGGUACCUGGAGAAGCACAUGAACGUCACCCACAGGCGGAUGCAGAUCUGCGACAAAUGUGGGAAGAAAUUUGUGCUAGAGAGUGAGCUGUCCCUCCACCAGCAAACUGACUGUGAAAAAAACAUCCAGUGCGUGUCCUGCAACAAAUCCUUCAAGAAGCUCUGGUCUCUGCACGAGCACAUCAAGAUCGUGCACGGCUACGCCGAGAAGAAGUUCUCCUGCGAGAUCUGCGAGAAGAAGUUCUACACCAUGGCCCACGUGCGCAAACACAUGGUCGCCCACACCAAGGACAUGCCCUUCACCUGCGAGACCUGCGGCAAGUCCUUCAAGCGCAGCAUGUCCCUCAAGGUGCACUCCCUGCAGCACUCGGGGGAGAAGCCCUUCCGCUGCGAGAACUGCGACGAGAGGUUCCAGUACAAGUACCAGCUGCGCUCCCACAUGAGCAUCCACAUUGGCCACAAGCAGUUCAUGUGCCAGUGGUGUGGCAAGGACUUCAACAUGAAGCAGUACUUCGACGAGCACAUGAAAACCCACACUGGAGAGAAGCCCUUCAUCUGCGAGAUCUGCGGCAAGAGCUUCACCAGCCGGCCCAACAUGAAGCGGCACCGGCGCACGCACACGGGCGAGAAGCCGUACCCGUGCGACGUGUGUGGCCAGCGCUUCCGCUUCUCCAACAUGCUCAAGGCGCACAAGGAGAAAUGUUUCCGCGUCACCAGCCCUGGCACCAGCCCCGGCCCCGGCCCCGCCGGCCCCGCGCUGCUGCCCGCGCCCUGCCCGGCCCCUCCGGCCGCCGCCGCCGCCCAAUUCCNNNCCGCCGCCGCGCUGGGGCUGGGCCCGGCCGCGCCCCCGCGCCCCGUCCCGCACCCCUACGGCGCCCUGGCCCUGCCGCCCCACGGGCACCACCCCCACGGGCACCACGCCCAGCACCUGCCCGUGCCCCCCGUGCCCCACCUGCCGCCGCCCCCCGCCCUGUUCAAGAGCGAGCCCCUGAACCACCGCGGGCACGGCCACGGCCACGGCGGCGACGGCUUCCUGCGGCACCUGGACAAGGGCAGCCCGGCACAGCCGCACUGACACCGGCUGGCACCCAGGUUUGGGAGCUGGGAUAUCCAGGUUUGGGAGCUGGGAUAUCCAGGUUUGGGAGCUGGGAUAAUCCAGGUUUGGGAGCUGGGAUGGGAUCUGGGAUGGGAUUGAGCUGCUGUGAGCAUGGGCACAGCCAUGGCUUCCUGCAGCACCUGGACAAGGGCAGCCCGGCACAGCCGCACUGACACCGGCUGGCACCCAGGUUUGGGAGCUGGGAUAAUCCAGGUUUGGGAGCUGGACUGGGAGCUGGGGUGGGAUUGAGUUGAUGUGGGCACGGGCACAGCCAUGGCUUCCUGCGGCACCUGGACAAGGGCAGCCGCACUGACACGGGCUGGGGUCAGGGACCUGGGAUCCAGAAUCCAGCUCUGGGAUCUGAUCCAGCUCUGGGAUCCCGUCUGGCUCUGGAAUCUGAUCCAGCUCUGGGAUCCUGGCUCUGGGAUCCUCCCUCCCACCACCCCACCCCGCUCCGGGGCCGAGCUCUGCCCCACCCCCCGGGUCCCCUCUCGAGGACCCCCAGGACUGAAACGCCCCAAAUUUGUGUUUUCCCGGUGACUUUUCUAAAUCCCGGCUCCCGAGCCUGGUGGAAUUUUCUAAUUUCAUAUCAGCUGACGAGGUUUGCUUGGCUUUUAUAUCCUGGCCCUCUCCUCAAAGAGGAGGCGGGCCCGGGCUCUUUGUACUAAUGGGAAAGGCUGUGAGUUAAUUAAUACAGAGCAUUAAUGAUCACUGUGUACGUAAUGAUUCCUUUCAGCACCCCGAGCUCGGAGCAUUCACCCAGAAAAGCAAAAAAAAAAAAAAAACAAAAAGGAAAAAAGAAAAAAAAAAAACCAACCCACCCCUCCCGUUGUUUUUGUGUAGCUCUCCUAACACACUUCUUUAUUUUACUACAGAAAUUAUUUUAGAGGUUUUUUGUAUAGAUCCUAUUUAGUAGAGUCUGUUUCUAAAACAAAAAAAAGCAAAAAAAAAAAAAAAUUGAUGAUGAUGAUAAUAAUAAUAAUAAUUGUAUUUCCAUAAACGGUGUAAUUUUUUCAGUGUAGCUGCACCUCUGUUGUACAAUAGAGAAAUUUUUAUAAUCAGC
Onychostruthus taczanowskii (white-rumped snowfinch) is the source of this 3068-nucleotide messenger RNA. It is a transcript of the gene ZNF652, whose product is annotated as zinc finger protein 652. Gene Ontology annotation, biological process: regulation of transcription by RNA polymerase II. Gene Ontology annotation, cellular component: nucleus. The coding region runs from base 179 to 1984 and encodes 601 amino acids. The record is from RefSeq and is a predicted model, not a curated record. The transcript has 5 exons. Lineage: Eukaryota; Metazoa; Chordata; Aves; Passeriformes; Passeridae. Gene Ontology annotation, molecular function: DNA-binding transcription activator activity, RNA polymerase II-specific; RNA polymerase II cis-regulatory region sequence-specific DNA binding.